AUGAGCGAAUACAUGGAGAAUGACACUGUCUCCCGUCUCUUUGGAGCUCCAACUGGCUACAUUGGCCACGAACGCAGUGGACAAUUGACGAAAUCAAUCCGCCAAAAAUCUAGUUCCGUCGUGUUGUACGACGAAAUAGAAAAGGUCCAUCCCAACGUCUGCAACACCCUUCUCCAAGUUCCGGAUUACGGAUCUUUGACAAAGGGGACUGGACAGAAGGGGAUUCCCGACGAUGAAGCGCAUUUGAAAGUUGCGGAGGAGAUCAAAGCGAGCUUCAGGGCGGAAUUCCUGAACAGGAUUGAUGAGAUUGUAAUUUUCAGGGCUUUAAAGGAGGAGCAGGUGAAGAAGAUCGUAGAUAUUAUAAUUAGUAAUGUGGCAGAGAGGAUUAAGGCUUCCAAUGGGAUUGAAUUGAAAAGGGUUAUUGUGAGGUUUAUUGAAGAUCCAUUGGCGGAUGGAGUUUUAGGUGGGAUUGUUCGAGAAGGCGACUCUAUUACUAUGUUCGCCGACGGUCAUAGUGUUUUGAAGAAGUAA
This is a messenger RNA of Linum trigynum, 531 nucleotides long. The record is from the annotation of a GenBank genome assembly. NCBI's taxonomy places the organism in Eukaryota, Viridiplantae, Streptophyta, Magnoliopsida, Malpighiales, Linaceae.